UGAAACAUUAUAGAAUUUUCCCUACAAAUAUAUCUCUAUAAAAAUACUAAUAACAUUCAUAGAGUAGUAGUUGCUAUUUAACUCACUCCAACACCCCAAUCAAGAUUAACUGCUCUAACGAAUCUCAACACGACGACGUCGAUGCCACACAUUCACCCAUAACUUCGUAUAGAGGUGGCAAAUGGAUUGGAUUGGUGGAUUGGAUUGGUGGAUCCAUGGAUCAAAUGGAUUGGAUCUAAUGGAUUGGUGGAUUCAUGGAUUGGAUCAAGUGGAUUGGUGGAUUAUCCAUGAAUCCAAAUGACAUCCUCAACCAAGGACCAAUAUGUAAAAUGUAAAAAGUUUAGGUACUAAAAUGUCAUAAUGAAAAAUUUUAGGUACCAAAACGUAAUUUUCCAAUGAUAUUUUUCGUAUAAAAAUUUAAAUUUUAGGUACCAAAAUGUAAAAAAUAAAAAUUAUAGGUACUAAAUCGUAUUUGCCAAUGAUCCAUGGAUCCAAUCCAUGAAUCCGCCAAUCCAAUUGGAUUUGGAUAAAAUGGAUUGGAUUUAAAUGAAUUGGAUUAGGUGGAUAUUUUUAAUGGAUUGAUGAAUUGGAUUGGUGGAUUGGAUUGAAAUUGCCACAUCUAACUUCGUAUGAGUACAACAGACACCAAUAACAACCUACCCAUCAAAACAGAAUGCAUCCAACAUCACAUCAUUGGAUACAACACACGUUCCAAAGAGUACUCAAACCUCUCGGAUUCCGGUUGACACCCUCAACAGAUAGUUCCCUCAAUCUCCAAAUAUUUAAAAAAAAAAAUUGGGUUAAUACACUGGAAAUACCAACGUUUAGCGAAAGUGCCAUUUGUAUUACGUACUUUCAAUAAACACAAAAAUAUUUCAACCUAUUGGGUGUCUGUGUCAUUUGUGUUACGCGAAUUUUAGUUGACCAUUAGAGUUAACCGUUGACCUAACGGUGGUCAAUCUUUGUUUGACCAUUGCUGAAGUGGCGCUUAUGUGUGUUCAACGCAUGAGCCACGUAGGAAAUUAAUAUUAAAUUAAACUUUAAUUGAUAAAAUUUGCUGAAGUGGCGCUUCGUCUCCUUCUUAUCUCUAACGAGCCGGCGACGACGAGGUGCGUUGAUACCCGAACCCGCGAGGAAUUGUGCUGCAAUCAGUUUCAGAAAAGCAAAAUCGAGAGGGAGAAGGCGCCGAUUUCUGGGUUUCGUGGAGAACGAAAAGAGGGAAAGGAGACAGAUCCUGACUGUCGAUUUUGGGUUUCAUCAACGAGGAAGAGAGGGAAAGGAGACAGAUCAAGCUCUGGUUUUGGGUUUCUUAUUAUGAAUCAGAGCAAGAGGAACCAGACGGGAAUUUCAGGAUUUUUGGCCGAUGACGAGACGAUGUGACGGCAUGUAGAUCAAAGUGGAGGACGUCAGCAUCAUUUUGAGUCAUCUUCCACAUGCUAGCAGUGAAAAAAGUAAUACUUUACCAAAUUUCGCCGGGAGAAAGCACAGAAAAUAAAGUGCAGCCGGAAAAGACACCCCAUCUUCGUCGCUCUCUUCUUUGUCUUCUAGCAUCAUCCCUUCUGAAGAAAUCCAUAUUCUUUUUUGUCCCUCCCAUUUCUUAGUCAAGAAAUUUCAGCGCAGUUGCGAUGCAAAUUCCUGCUUUCCGCCUCCCCCGCCUAUUUAACCACUCUUCCCUGCCUCUGCUCCAUCUCCCCAUCGCCGGCCAAAUCAGCCCACCCCAAACGAUCAAUCAGAUUCUCUUACAGCCAUGGGAACAACCCUCUCCGUCCUCGCCUCCGUCGCCGUCCUCCGCUCCACGGUCAAGGAGUUCGUCCCGCCCGAAAUCCGCACCUACCUCCUGGAACUCAGCCGCCGCUUCUCGUCGGAGAUCGUCCUCGUCGUCCCGGAGUCCCACGAAGGCUCGACCAACCACCUCCACAAAGCCCUCGCCACCUACCUCGGCAGCGCCGCCGUCUCCGACCCCGGCGCCCCUCCCCGGCGGCUCACCGUCGGCAAGAGCGAGACCAUGAAGGUGCUCACCUUCGGCCUCGACCGCAACUCCGAGAUCGUGGACCGCUUCGACGGCAUUCCCAUGAAGUGGGCCUACUUCACCGAGACCAACACCGCCAUCCACUUCGAGCUCAAGUGGUACGAGCUCCGCGUCCACCGCAAGCACGGCGAGCUCGUGACCGCCAGAUACUUCACCCACAUCCUCGAGACGGCGAAGAAAAUUAGGGAUCGGAGCAGAGUGGUCAAAUUCUUCACCACGCGCAGCGGGCGGGACGGGUGGAGCACCAAGGGGAUGAAUCUGGAGCAUCCCAUGACAUUCGAAACCCUCGCCAUGGAUGGGGAUCUGAAGCACGAGGUAAUUGAAGAUCUUGAUUCGUUUAUGGGAGGUAGGGAUUACUACAAGAAGAUUGGGAAAGUCUGGAAGCGUGGGUACUUGCUGUACGGCCCUCCAGGGACGGGGAAAUCCAGCUUGAUCGCCGCCAUGGCGAAUUACCUCAACUUCGACAUAUACAACCUGAACCUCUCGGUGGUCAAUUCGGAUUCCUCGCUCGAGUAUCUGCUGCUUCACAUGUCGAAUCGGUCCAUUCUCGUCGUCGAGGACAUCGAUUGCUCCCUGAUGUUGCAGAAUCGUCAAGCCGUGGACCACCAGCAGCGUCUGGUGCCGGAUCAGAAUCCUGCCGCCACUCAGAUUCAGGUCCCUAUUCGCCCCAAUCAGGUGACGCUAUCUGGACUUCUGAACGCCAUCGAUGGGCUGCUGUCAUGCUGUGGGGAUGAGAGGAUUGUGGUCUUCACUACUAACUACAAGGACAGGAUCGAUCCUGCUCUGCUCAGAGCCGGGCGUAUGGAUAUGCACAUUCACCUGACUUACUGUACAUUCUCCACGUUUAAGCAACUUGCUCUCAACUAUCUGGACAUUGGCUAUCAUAAAUUGUUCGGUCAAGUCCAGAGAUUGAUAUCAGAAGUCGAGGUUUCUCCAGCAGAGGUGGCAGGGGAACUCAUGAAGGAAAGAGAUCCCAGCAGCAGCUUGGAAUGCCUCAUUAGGUUUCUGCAAAGCAAGAAAGCAGAAGUGAAGCCCUCUUCACCGGAAGAUGUAUUUAGUGACGGUGAGAACUGUAAACCAAAACAGAAUGAUGGACGAAAGGAUGAAAAAGCUGUUUGCAAGCCACUGGAAGUUGGAGGGUAUCGGAUCAAGGAAGAGUUGUCAUCAACUUUGGGGUCUAUUCUCUCGGAACAUGGCGACAUUGUUGCUAACUGCACAUUGCAGUCUCCGGAGUGUCGCGCAUUGUUCUUGGAACUUGUCUGCGAAAUCUUUCAGAAGCUUCAAGCUUUGAAGGAAACCAGGUUGACUCUGGCCGAGCUUAACUCCAUGGCGAAAAGUGUUCGAGAUCUUGAGUCACUGAAACUCGAAGUUGGGUGGCUCCUUGGGAGCCUGGACGAGGUUACUCCAGUCUUGAAUGGAACGGAGGCUAUGCCAUGAAUUCGUCUCUUCUUGUAUCUGAAUUCAGUGUGGUUCCAGUUUUAUAGGAUGUCAGAAUUCAGUGUCCUAUGGAUUUCUAAAUAUAGUUGUGAAUAUAUUUGUCACAAACCUGAUAGUUGUGGAUAUACAAUUGUAUUUUGCCUUCUAAAUAUGCCAAAGUAAUGUCUACAUUGUAUUGUUUAGGUAUUGGUACAACUCGAUUAUGACGACUAGCACAUCUCCUAUUUGUUAUUUUAGUAUAAUGAUGUGUUUCACCGCUUUUUUCUGUAGUUGUAUUUGACUUACACCAUUUGUGUAAGUCGACUCACUUUUCUUGACUUCAGCCAAUAUAUUAAUGAAAGAAAUACUCACCU
Messenger RNA from Linum trigynum, 3819 nucleotides. Lineage: Eukaryota; Viridiplantae; Streptophyta; Magnoliopsida; Malpighiales; Linaceae. The record is from the annotation of a GenBank genome assembly.